AUGAGCUCAGCCGUUGACGAGGAAGUCAAUCCCUAUGAGCUCCUCGAUGUCAAGACAGAGGCUACAGAGCAGGAGAUACGGACGGCGUACAGGCAGCGUUCGCUGAAAGUCCAUCCAGAUAGGAAUCCAAACAACCCUGAUGCCGCUCGGAAGUUCCAUGAACUAAAUCAGGCUUACGAGCUUCUGCUCGAUCCCCUACGGCGCUUAGCCCUCGAUGCAAAAUUACGCGUCAAACUCGCUCGUAAGGAACGUUUCAAGGCAUAUGACAACAAGCGGAAGAAUUUGGUUGAAGAGCUUGAAGAGAGAGAGCGUGCUUUCAAGAAGUCGCGUAUGGACAAGCAGAAGGAGGAGGUGGAGACAUGGCACGAAACAGAGAGGAUCAAGGAGGAAGGCAAGCGCCUUCGAGAACAGAAAGAGCAGGAGUUGCGAAAUAGAAUGCAACCUCCGAGUUUCAACGAGUCCGUGAAAUCGGAUGAUGAGGAGGAAGCGCCACCUGCUAUGGACUCUCUGGAUACCACAAUCCGACUCAAAUACCCCCUCAAGACGCAUCCUACUCUCACCACCCCAUCAGCCAUCGCUACCUUACUCUCCCGCUUCGGCGCGACUGACGAAACCUCCAUUGUCCUGUCUCUCAAAAGCAAGGUGCCCGAGAAACCACCAAAGUUCGGCACCGCCCUCGUGCCGUUCAAACAGAUUGGCGAUGCAUUCGCGGCGGUUUGCGCGAGUGGGCGGAAGGAGAUGGGCAUGGAUGGCGUCAAGAUCACCUGGGUAAACGACAAGGAGCCCGAAAUCCUCGGAUGGCUGCGCAGGACGGGAAAACUGGGCAGCGGUGUCGGCGCGUCGGGAGGCGCGAGUCAAGGGUCAUCCACUACCAACACCCCGCCCUCGAACGUGGCAACGCCAGACAGGGAUAAUGGCGUCAAGGCGGGCUUACCUCAGCAUCAGACGCAUCAUGCUAGUGCAUCGCCAUUCUCAUCUUUCCCUUCUUCGUUUCCCGAAACUUUCCCUUCGCCAGAACUUAAGCCUGUCUCUGCCGCUCCUGGUAUUGAUUACGAGUCUCUAACUCUAAUGCGUAUGAGACAAGCAGAGCGGGAAAGACUGGAACGCGAGAUCCUGGAACAAGAGGCUAACGAAUAA
Psilocybe cubensis is the source of this 1137-nucleotide messenger RNA. RefSeq lists its product as uncharacterized. The record is from RefSeq and is a predicted model, not a curated record. Gene Ontology annotation, biological process: spliceosomal complex disassembly. NCBI's taxonomy places the organism in Eukaryota, Fungi, Basidiomycota, Agaricomycetes, Agaricales, Agrocybaceae. The coding region runs from base 1 to 1137 and encodes 378 amino acids. Gene Ontology annotation, cellular component: spliceosomal complex. The transcript is spliced from 5 exons.